GUGCUUAGUGGACUUGUUCGAGUCAAGGUACAUUUAUGGUAAAUUCCGGUGGCCAACUGUUUUGGAAAGCGCGAUAAUCUCAGACUUGACUCAUCGGCUGAGCACCCUCAGUUAAUUAACUGCGAUUCUUGAAAAUUCCCCCGACUGCCUACACCAUGCGGUAUUAUGAACAACGAUAUCCAGAAGUCGACGAGCUCGUCAUGGUCCAAGUCCGCCAGAUUGCGGAAAUGGGCGCAUAUGUCAAAUUGCUCGAAUAUGACAACAUCGAGGGAAUGAUUCUACUUUCAGAGCUCUCCCGCAGACGUAUCCGAUCGAUACAGAAGCUCAUCCGUGUUGGCCGUAAUGAAGUCGUAGUAGUACUUCGUGUGGAUAGGGAAAAAGGCUACAUAGAUCUAUCAAAACGUCGUGUCUCCCCCGAAGACAUCAUCAAGUGCGAGGAGCGGUACAUGAAGUCAAAAGCUGUCGCAUCUAUCAUGCGGCACGUCGCGUCAAAGCUGCCGUCAAUGGAUGCUGACGCUGCCAUUUCCCCCGAGGACGAGGCAGUAGAGAAGGAGACAAAGAAGUCUAGGCGCGCGGCGAAAAAGGAAAAUCCUGAGGAGGCUGCGGCUGCUAUCGCUGCUGAGGAGGCCGCUGUGCCGCACGAUGGGUCGAGCGAGGAAGAAAGGUUAGAAAAACUGUACGAGCAAGUGGCAUGGCCACUUGGCCAUAAAUAUGGACAUCCAUAUGAUGCGUUCAAGCUUGCUUUGACCGAACAAGAAACCGUAUUUUCAUCCCUUCCAAACCCCGUCUCAUCAGCAGCUAUCUCCAUUCUUAUGGGAACGAUCGCACGGCGGUUGACACCCCAGCCUAUUAAGCUGCGCGCUGAUAUCGAGCUCACAUGCUACACCCCUGCCGGUAUCGAUGCAAUCAAAAAGGCUCUGAGAGCAGGUGAAGCAGAAAGCAACGAAACAGUGCCCAUUAAAGCCAAGCUCGUAGCUCCUCCGCUAUAUGUUCUCAGCACAAACGCAACAGAUAAGUAUGCUGCUGUUGAUCGUCUGGAACGUGCGAUUGAGUCGAUUAUGGCCACGAUUGAGGGCCAAGGGGGAAAUCUAGUUGUAAAGAUGAAGCCAAAAGCUGUCUCCGAGACGGAAGAGCAGGAUCUCGCACAGCUCAUGGCCAAGGCAGGUCAAGAGAAUGCAGAAGUCUCUGGUGACGAGGAUGACGAAGAGGGGAUCUAGUCCAUUAUCUGUAGCCUGCACUUUCUGCUGAUGGUGGCUUACUUUGAACUAGAUUAUUCACCGGGGCGUGGAAUCUUUGUCUUGAAGUCUGCAGUGAAGUUGUGCAUGUCCAAGACAGACUCCAAGUCACUCAACAGCCUGAAGUCACUUGAAGAGAUUGGGUCAGCCCCAGAAGGCACAUUAGUUCACGGGAAUUUCACUCAUUUAUGUAGAAACAUCAUAAUGACACCGAGAGGAAAUACUCUGGUAAGAUAGGCCGCAGUCAUACUUCGCUUGAUCAUGUGAUCAGAUCGUGACAUUUCGUGACAAAAGUACCAGAAUCGCAUCUCCUCCUUCAAAUCGUCAUUUUUCGCUAAAGUAGAACCUAGG
Suillus paluster is the source of this 1586-nucleotide messenger RNA. Its product is annotated as eukaryotic translation initiation factor 2 subunit alpha. The coding region runs from base 156 to 1217 and encodes 353 amino acids. Gene Ontology annotation, molecular function: RNA binding; translation initiation factor activity; ribosome binding. Gene Ontology annotation, cellular component: eukaryotic 48S preinitiation complex; eukaryotic translation initiation factor 2 complex; multi-eIF complex. The transcript is spliced from 6 exons. NCBI's taxonomy places the organism in Eukaryota, Fungi, Basidiomycota, Agaricomycetes, Boletales, Suillaceae. The record is from RefSeq and is a predicted model, not a curated record.